AUGUGCUCCCAGUAUGAAAGCAUCCACCUCGGCCCCUUCUCCUACCUCGUCAACCCCAACGACCCCCAAUCCCUCUACUGGGAGAAUGUGGUCCAAGAAAGCGGAACCGCCCGCGUCUGCGCCCUACACAUCGACGUAUACAACUUCGUCGCCGCCAUCGGCAACGCCGUCGCCUUUGACCCUCUGGGCAACACUAUCGCCGAGAUCUCUGCUAGCGCUGAUAUGGACGAGACUCCGUUGUUGUAUGCAUCUGCGAACACGAGCUCUUUCAAUGCGAGAUGUAUGAUGUUGAUGGGCAUGCUUCUGGAGCGAUUGUCAAGGAGACUGUGGAUGCUUAUCCGGGGGAUAUUCCCAAGGCUGAGGGGGUUUGGUCCCGCGUAG
Aspergillus chevalieri is the source of this 381-nucleotide messenger RNA. RefSeq lists its product as uncharacterized. The record is from RefSeq and is a predicted model, not a curated record. Lineage: Eukaryota; Fungi; Ascomycota; Eurotiomycetes; Eurotiales; Aspergillaceae. Bases 1 to 381 code for a protein of 126 amino acids. The transcript has a single exon.